AUGGAGGGGAUGGACGUCGACCUGGACCCGGAGCUGAUGCAGAAGUUCAGCUGCCUGGGCACCACCGACAAGGACGUGCUCAUCUCCGAGUUCCAGCGGCUGCUGGGCUUCCAACUCAACCCGGCCGGCUGCGCCUUCUUCCUGGACAUGACCAACUGGAACUUGCAAGCAGCUAUCGGAGCCUACUAUGACUUUGAGAGCCCCAAUAUCACCGUACCCUCUAUGUCCUUCGUUGAGGAUGUUACCAUAGGAGAAGGGGAAUCGAUCCCCCCCGACACACAAUUUACCAAAACGUGGCGGAUACAAAACUCUGGGACCGAGGCCUGGCCUCCGGGGGUUUGUCUUAAGUAUGUCGGGGGAGACCAGUUUGGCCACGUGAACAUGGUUAUGGUCAGAUCACUAGAGCCCCAGGAGAUUGCAGAUGUCAGCGUCCAGAUGUGCAGCCCCAGCUCAGCAGGAAUGUAUCAGGGACAGUGGCGAAUGUGCACUGGCACGGGACUCUAUUACGGAGAUGUCAUCUGGGUGAUCCUCAGCGUGGAGGUGGGAGGACUUUUAGGAGUGACGCAGCAGCUGUCGUCCUUCGAGACGGAGUUCAACACGCAGCCGCACCGCAAGGUGGAGGGAAACUUUAACCCGUUCGCCUCCCCGCAGAAGAACCGGCAACCGGACGAAAACACCGUCAAGGACCCCGGGGGAUCCGGGGCCGGCCCGCUCAGCAAAGACACGUGGGCCCCUCCCGCGCCCGACCAAAUUGAACAAGAUCAGGAUGGACUGUCACAAAACUCUGUAAACCUCUCCCCCAGCCGUCACUCAAACAACCUAUCGGUAGUGACUUACAGUAAGGGGUUCCACGGCCCUUAUCCCUUCGGACAGUCUUAAAACGGGUAUCGUCAAGAAGAGACGCGAACAGAGGACUGGCUCUGGGGGGGAGGGAAAGGGGCCUUUCUGGAUUCCAGACGGCCCAGCGUGGACAUCCUGGAAAAAGAAGAGGAGGAAGCGAAACAGACCGGUUUCAAGCAAACUCAGUAUGCAUGUGUGAAUGCUGAAUUGCAGGAGUGCUGUUCUAAGCUACGGAGAAGAAAUCCACACAGCCACAGUUUUCUUUUCUUCUUCUUUUUUUUUUUUUUUUUUAGAUGAUAGUCUCACAAGAAAUUCGGUAGUUUGGGGACAGUUUAUGAAAAGAGAAAAGCCAUCUUUUUAAAACAAAAAAAGAAAACCUUAUUUUGCCUACAGAGAAGUUGUAGUUUUGAGGAAAUGUUAAU
Molecule: messenger RNA, 1262 nt
Organism: Tachyglossus aculeatus (Australian echidna)
Lineage: Eukaryota; Metazoa; Chordata; Mammalia; Monotremata; Tachyglossidae
Gene: ILRUN
Product: inflammation and lipid regulator with UBA-like and NBR1-like domains
Exons: 5
Coding region: 1-879 (292 amino acids)
Biological process (GO): macroautophagy
Cellular component (GO): phagophore assembly site
Molecular function (GO): ubiquitin binding
Source: RefSeq, a predicted model, not a curated record